UUCUGAUCGGACGUCACAAUCUCUCUCCAUAACGUGGAUAUAUUUUUACUGAUUUCUGGAAUAUUGUAGUGGAUAUUAUACCACUCAUCAACUUUAACUUAUAUUGGCUGCUACCUUAGCUUCCAAAUACGCAGUUAUAUCACCGCCAGUUAUCAAGUUUAGAUCCACUCUUUUGCAGUGCACAUCCUCCUUUUUAUAAUCUAAGAACAACGUCACACUAAAGAAAACUAUAGAGAAGUUCAUUAUUUUUGGUUUAUAAAUCAGGAUCAAUUUUUUAGGACAAUUGGUUUCUAUAUAAUCUGUAUUUUACGGUUUAAUACUUUUGUCGAUUUAUUGUUUAUCUAUAAGCAAUAAGAUCCAUACCGUGCCUAUAGUAGUUCUUAGUCUAUAUAUCCACUCGAUAUAUUAUUUGUCCUUAUACUUGUUUUCGAUUUAGCUCAGCUUCUACUUCAAACCAUACUGAUCCGUGUUCAACAAUGACUCAACGUAAUAAACGAGUACUUUCUACACGUAAGAAUAGUUUAGGUCACUCAGCUAAGAAGAUACGUACAUCCCUACACGUUCCACCUAGCCUCAACAACGUCCCCAAAGUCAUUGUGUCCGAUUUGUUAUCAGAGGUAUACGCAACUGCUAAACAAAAUAAGUUGGACCUUAUUUCUCUAGGAAACUCUGUGAAGGAAUUAAAUGAUAAUAUAAACACCAUUAAGCCGUUACUGCUUCUCCGUAACCCAACUCGUGAUAGUAAUGCAGAAAGUCUGCUGAAGGCUGAGCGUAUGUUAGACUUUAUAGCCAAUGAAGUGACUAAACGAAUCUUGUCUUCGUACAAUGUUCUUGCUUACAAUCUGCCUGAUCGGACGCCUCUGGACAAAAUUAAAGUGACAUGUCUCCAAGCGUGUGGUAUGCCAUCAGCGGAUUGCCACCUAAUCAGACUCAGGAAAAAAUCAGGAAAGUAUACUUGUCCUGUGCUGUUUAAAUUCAGUAGUCCUAAUGAUGCUAGGAAAUUCCAGUCGUCUAACAAGCUAAUUAGUUCAUCUACACCUUUUGGCAACGUUAAACUCACUCAUGACCUAACUCCAUGUCAAAGACGUAGCCGCGCAAGUGUAUCAAAUGUCGCAAACACAUACGUAACUGCAGAAUGUCCUACAAAAGACUCUCUCGCCUUAGAUUUAAGUAUACCUAAUGUUACAGACACGCGUGAAAAACAAAUACCCUUAAAUAAUAAAGCUUUACCUAGUAAACUCAACAGUGAAGCAAAUAUGGCCAUAGACUUAGAUGCAUCUUUAGAGUUAUGCUCGCUAGACACAUCAUCAUCAGCUGCUAAUACCACUACGCAAAAGGCUAAGCUUGAGAAUGUAGCAUUCAGUAUAACCUCCCCGAGUAGUACUCACAGUAGUGUGCACACAAAACGGAGUAAUAUAACCCUACCAUCCAGAAUACCUUCACUCAAACCCGUCACUGAUAGGUUACUCAGCAGCAAACCAAAUAACACUAACUUGAGUGACUCCAAUCCCACCAUUAACCCAGGGAAGCUGAAUAAGUCUUCAUACCACCAUAAAUAUAACGUCAAUGAAAGGAGAGGUAACCCGCCAAUUCAUCCAACAUCGAGCAAAUCUUCAUCCGUUAGACAAAACAGACGCUAUAUGUCUGGGCACCCUAAAAAUAAGUUGAAACCCUACGGGCAGGCAUGCACCUACCCCGACACAACUCUCCUAUCUAUAGCUAAUGUAGACAAAAGUUUGAUCCAGAGACCCUUACAACAAGGAACAAGUGGGUUAGGCUUCUUUCCUAAAAGCGGCCUUCUGACUCACCACAUCCCUGACAACCACCGGAUACAGUCCACCCAAGAUAAUCGAUGGACUAAUAUUUACGAAAAUAACUUGAACACACAAAAUAUUAAUCAUAACUGCGAUGCGCGUAACUUUACUCCAGCAUACUAUCCACAAGAAAUACCUACCUCCCCUUCAUCCAAUCUAAAUUUUCUCAGCCAACACGAAAUUUCAGCCUCAAUAUUGACGCAAAUAGCACACAUACUGUCAAGCCACUUAUCACCGGAGGGGAGGGCGAUGCAUUUCAGUCACGGUAUUAUGAACACCUCUACCCCGCCGGGGUAACCAACGAUAGCACAUCUCUCUGUGCUGAUACUGGUGUAGUGCACUUUUCUAGCACUGCCAGUACGUUGCCACCAUCUGAGUUAGCACCCAUCAAACAAUCUGCUCUAGAUGCUAC
Messenger RNA from Trichobilharzia szidati, 2226 nucleotides. Lineage: Eukaryota; Metazoa; Platyhelminthes; Trematoda; Strigeidida; Schistosomatidae. The record is from the annotation of a GenBank genome assembly.